This is a messenger RNA of Homalodisca vitripennis (glassy-winged sharpshooter), 758 nucleotides long. RefSeq lists its product as uncharacterized. The record is from RefSeq and is a predicted model, not a curated record. NCBI's taxonomy places the organism in Eukaryota, Metazoa, Arthropoda, Insecta, Hemiptera, Cicadellidae. The transcript has 5 exons. Bases 73 to 705 code for a protein of 210 amino acids.
UAUAAGCCAGCCACUAUUUCCACUCUACCUGUUUUAUCUAUUGCGAGAACACCUAACCUUGCCUUCGCCAUCAUGACCUCCAGAACUGUGGCUGUGUUGUUAGUUGGAUUGUUUGCUGCUUCGGCCAAUGCUGCUUCUCUCAACGGAACGGUCAGUAGCUGGGGUGAACUGGCAGAAAGUAUAGCACACCAAGUAAAUGACGCCUAUAACAAUUUUACGGAUUCCAUACAAGAGAAUUAUGGAGACUCAGACAGUGAGGAACCUCUGUACUCGGCAACCAUCUCUGUCCCCCACGUGGUUAACGGACAGUGCCAGAAGACUGUGACUGUGGAAGGGAACGGAGUGAAUGACGAGAUCGAAGUUCCUUGCUACAUGGAGUCCAGCAUCAUCACAACCAACAACCAGCUGACAGUCGGCAACAUGAUCUUCAGCAACACAGCCAACACUCUGGUGGUGGUACGGGACAACCGCUGUGUGCUCAAGACAUACAAGGACGGGAAGGUGGCCGGCUCCACUCCUCUCAGCAGACAAGACUGCGCCAUGGUGAAGAAGGUCAUGAGGGAGGUCAGGCAGAACGAUGACGCCAAGAACUGGGGCAAGUGGGCUGAUGGUGUCGCCGCUGUCGCUUCUAUAUUCAACCGCAUCGAGAAUCCUUAUAACAGAUUCCAGAAUCCACUACCACUUUGGAAAACCGGAAAACACUAAUAGAGAGCUAAAGCCUUUAUAAAUCUCAAUCAGAAAUAAAUUGCUACAAGGAA